UCAUAUCUCGGUCAAAUCUCAAUCAAAAGAAGAAUCCUUUGGAGGUUAUGCUAGUCUAGUGCUCCUCUACCAAUGGGCAACAUAUGAGCCCAAAAUCUUGAAAUAAUUUGGAUGACCCUUAUUAGAUGUUCCUAGAAACAGCUCCAGAUCUCCCUUAUUUAAGGUGAAAGUCAGCAAUUUUUUUCGGCGAAAGCUGUUUUCUGACCACCUCCCAGCUAACUAGAACGAAAAAAGUCGAUAAAAAACCUUUUUCAAAAAAGUGGUUGGAUACCCAUGGAUUAACUCGCUAAUAAAUGGGUUGGAUCCUGUAAAAUAAUUAAAUUAGACUUAUUCUGUUGUCUUUAUCUGUGAACAUCUGUACUAUAAAUAUGAUAUUAGGCAGCUUCGACAGAUAUACAUGACCAAAACUGAGCGUCAAAAAUUGUACUGUCGACAUUUCCUAACGUUUAACAUAGACGCACAUUCUAGAUCUUCUACCCAAGUCAGAAAAUUCUAUAACAGGAUCCUACGCACUCCUGGUGAGAUCAUAUAGGACACACAUAUAUAUUCUGGAUAUAGGAAAACCCGUAGGAAUCCUGCAAUAAGAUCCUGAAAGUUCUUAUCUUUUCCUGUGAUAAGAUUUUGCAGGGUUUAAUAGGAUCCCACAAGAUCAUAUAUAAUUCUACAUAGGAUUUGAUAGGAUCCUGUAUUACCCUGUAGGAAGUGACAGGGAUCUUCUGAGAGUUUUACCAGACCGUAUUGAUCCGGCUUCUCUUGCUCAUCUAUUUCCUGUUCUUGAUUGUAUAUGUCGUCAUGCUUUAUUUGUAUAUGUCGUUUUUGGCAGUAUAGUUCUGUUUUUAUUUUCUCAUCUGUUCCAUUUCACAAACAAAAAUCAAAGUAAAGAAAAUCAUCUCAUGAGACUCGCGAAACGAAUUAAAACUCACUGCGCGAUCUCGGUAAAAUCGUACUUUUUAGAAAAAGUAUCUUGUGAGACUCCCGAAGCGAAUUAAAACUCGCGGCCCGAUAGCUGUACACUCGCGAUCCCGCGGCAGGACUAUAAAUUCUGCAUCGAUUCGACUGAAUUGCAAGAACGCAACAGAAUUCUCUUUCUCUUAUUUCAAAGUGCGAAUUUAUAUUUCUUAUACACACCGAUAGUCCACAAUCUCUUUACAACAUAAAUAGCAUACUAAAGAUUGACGCAUUGAAUUAUUGGUUGAGCGACUGAAGAUAUGUGUUUCUGUUUUUUUCCUCUUUGAAGGAGAUAUGCAAAAGAAGCCACUGCCCGUUGUGUACAAUACACUUCAUAUUUUGCUAACGUAGGUUCAUCUUUGGUUCAGUAGGUGGUUCAGCCGUUGGUUCAUUAGGUGUUUCAGUUGUUCGUUCAUUAGGUGGUUCAGUUCUUCAUUCAUUAGGUGGUUCAGCCAUUAAUUCACUACGUGAUUCAGUCGUUGGCUCGUUACGUGGCUCAAUGGUUAUUUCAGUAGGUUGCUCAGUAGGUGGUUCAGUUGUUGGUUCAUUAGGUGGUUCAGUCGUUGCUUCAGUAGUUCUCCUUGAUUCAUUACGUGGUUCAGUCGUUGAUUCACUAGGUGUCUCAGUCGUUAGUGCAGUAGGUGUCCUUGAUUCAUUACGUGGUUCAGUCGUUGAUUCACUAGGUGUCUCAGUCGUUAGUGCAGUAGGUGUCCUUGAUUCAUUACGUGGUUCAGUCGUUUAUUCACUAGGUGCUUCAGCCGUUGCUUCAGUAGUUCGUUCAGGCGUUAGUUCAUUAGGUGGUUCCGUCGUUGGUUCAUUAGGUGGUUCAGUCGUUCGUUCAUUAGGUGGUUUAUCGGUUAAUCCAUCAUCGCUUCUUACCGAUCAUCGCCUCGUACCGAUUAUCAGUUAA
Messenger RNA from Didymodactylos carnosus, 1858 nucleotides. NCBI's taxonomy places the organism in Eukaryota, Metazoa, Rotifera, Eurotatoria, Philodinida, Philodinidae. The record is from the annotation of a GenBank genome assembly.